Molecule: messenger RNA, 625 nt
Organism: Contarinia nasturtii (swede midge)
Lineage: Eukaryota; Metazoa; Arthropoda; Insecta; Diptera; Cecidomyiidae
Exons: 3
Coding region: 154-465 (103 amino acids)
Molecular function (GO): protein binding
Source: RefSeq, a predicted model, not a curated record
UUCAUUGAGUGCAAAUAGUAAAGCAUCAGUUUGUCGUGUUCAAUUGUUGUUCAUCUCUCAUCAGCGGUUGUAUCUCCGAAUUGUUUCAGUCACCGUAUCCAGUUAGUUACAUUUUGUGAGUGACAACAAAAAAAAACUGCGCACAUUUCAAACAUGAGAGUACUAUUUAGUGCUAUAGUUGUUGUUUUUGGCGCAACCAUGGUAAUUGGCUUUCCAAAAUCACAUCAACGGCAUUCGGAUUACGAUGAAAAUACGUGUCCACGACGUUGUUCUGAACAAUAUUAUCCAUUGUGCGGCAUCAAUCAAGCAGGCGACACAAAAGUUUUCACAAACGAUUGUUACAUGUCAAUGGAAAAUUGCAAUCAAUUGCCUCAACAAGUUUUCCAUUUGACUGAUGAAUCCGAUUGUCCCGACUACGACGAAUGGUUCAGUGACGACAGCAUUCGGAAAAAACUUAACAUUUAAACAUAUCAUUCUGAAUUUUUUUAAAUCAAAUAUACUAACAAAACAUGUUUAAACAAAAACAGAGACGCAGAAACGAUUGUAAAUAAAUUAUUUGUAUAUGAUUUCUGAUAAGUUCACAUUGUUCGUUAAUAUAUUAAUUUUUUGUGUGUGCGAAAAUGAA